Hemibagrus wyckioides is the source of this 1286-nucleotide messenger RNA. RefSeq names its product KRR1 small subunit processome component homolog (gene krr1). NCBI's taxonomy places the organism in Eukaryota, Metazoa, Chordata, Actinopteri, Siluriformes, Bagridae. Gene Ontology annotation, molecular function: RNA binding. The record is from RefSeq and is a predicted model, not a curated record. Gene Ontology annotation, cellular component: small-subunit processome; nucleolus.
GGAGGCGUCAUAUCCGGUUUUACAAGCAACAAUGGCGGCUUCCGAGAGAGCAGACAUGAGUGAAGCGGUGUCCGAGAAAAAGAUCAAAAAGAACAAAACUCCAGAUGAGAGUGAUUUGCUGACAGUGCCGGAUGGGUGGGUGGAGCCUGCUUUUAGGAGGGAGGAUAACCCACGUGGCCUGCUGGAGGAGAGCAGCUUCGCCACUCUGUUCCCCAAAUACAGAGAGAGCUACCUGAGAGAGUGCUGGCCUCUAGUGCAGAAAGCCCUCAGUGAUAUCGUACGUACUUGUCUAUCUGGAUUGAAGGGAAGCAUCAAUGUACAAAGCACCUCCUCGAAGAAGACCUUUGACCCUAAUGCCAUCCCUCCUGCUCCGAGACUCAUCAAACUGCUCGUUUCCUCGGGUGUCCCCUUCGAACAAGCGGUGCGGAUCCUGCAGGACGAGAUGGCGUGUGACAUCAUAAAGAUUGGAACCAUGGUGCGGAACAGAGAGCGCUUCGUGAAGCGCAGACAGAGGCUGAUAGGACCCAGAGGAUCCACACUGAAGGUCAAAACCUCCCUGUCCCUCACCUGCAGGGGGCGCACUUACACACUGAUACUCACACGGAGCUCUGAGUUGCACAUAAACUGCUAUGUGAUGGUGCGUAAGGUGGUGUUGGACACGAUGAAGAACAUCCACCCGAUUUACAACAUAAAGACUCUGAUGAUAAAGCGGGAGUUAGCGAGUGACCCGGAGCUCCGCUCUCAGAGCUGGGAUCGUUUCCUCCCCAACUUCAAACACAAACACCUCAACAAACGCCAACAACCCACCAAGAGGAAGAUGAAGAAGGAGUACACCCCAUUCCCACCACCUCAACCUGAGAGCAAGGUGGACAGAGAACUGGCUAGUGGAGAAUUCUUCCUGCGUGAGAGAGAGAAGAGGAGGAGGAAGAUGACAGAGAUCAAGGUGAAACAGGCCGAAGCUCUGAGCAGGAAACAGGAAGAGAGAAAAAAAGCCUUCAUGCCUCCAAAAGAGAAAAAAAUAAUCAAAAAGAACAAAGCUCCUGUGAAAGAUAAACUGGACAUCGCAGUCAUUAAAGAAAAAGUGAAGAAAGCCAAGGAGAAGAAACUUGGAGCUCCAGCAGCGACCCCCAGCACAGCGCCUCCUACAGGCCAGAGGGUGAAGAACAAGAGCAGGAGAAGCUAACCACACCUGCUCAUGGACUGUGUGUGUGUGUGUGUCUGUGUGUGUAUAUUUUCUUAUAAAGGAUCAUGAAUAAAGAUUAUUCUAAAACAGUAAAGUGUAAACU